This is a messenger RNA of Delphinapterus leucas (beluga whale), 2423 nucleotides long. It is a transcript of the gene NCK1, whose product is annotated as NCK adaptor protein 1. Gene Ontology annotation, molecular function: receptor tyrosine kinase binding; ephrin receptor binding; signaling adaptor activity. Lineage: Eukaryota; Metazoa; Chordata; Mammalia; Artiodactyla; Monodontidae. Gene Ontology annotation, cellular component: cytoplasm. The record is from RefSeq and is a predicted model, not a curated record. Gene Ontology annotation, biological process: cell migration; negative regulation of PERK-mediated unfolded protein response; negative regulation of endoplasmic reticulum stress-induced eIF2 alpha phosphorylation.
CGGAGGCCUCGUGCCGUAACGGCCAUCGCGGCGGCCGCGGCGGCGUCCCGGUGCCCUCCUCAGGUGAGCUGGGGCCACCCGGGCUCGGCAGAAGGGAGGUGAGACGGUUGUACCGGCAGGCAGACGCACAGAACAGCCUUUCCUUGCUCCGGGAAUCCACAGAGCCUGUUACUUGCCACGGUGCUUCCUCUUCCCCGGCGAAGUUAGCCCCCGGGGCGCCGUCUGCCGGCCCGGAGCUGAGCCGGAGGGGGCGGGGAGGCCGCUCGGCCGGGCCUGGGCGUUUGCCUCGGAGCUCCGCGCGACCCUCCGGCCACUGCCCCGGGCGGCGCGGCCCCGCGGCCUCCCGGUCCAUCCCCGGAACGUCGGGUCGGGGUGAGCGCCGCGGCCGGCCGCCCCCGCGAAGCUGGGAGAUCGAGUGUGAGGCGCGCGCCCUUCCCCGUUUCUUUUUCUCCCCAAAAGUCCUGUUGGCUGUUGUGGCGCAGUCGGAGGCCGCGAAGUGCAGAAGCUGCUGAAAAAUGGCAGAAGAAGUGGUGGUAGUAGCCAAAUUUGAUUAUGUGGCCCAACAAGAACAAGAGCUGGACAUCAAGAAGAAUGAGAGAUUGUGGCUUCUGGAUGAUUCUAAGUCCUGGUGGCGAGUUCGAAAUUCCAUGAAUAAAACGGGUUUUGUGCCUUCUAACUACGUGGAAAGGAAAAACAGUGCUCGGAAAGCAUCGAUUGUAAAAAACCUAAAGGAUACGUUAGGCAUUGGAAAAGUGAAAAGAAAACCUAGUGUGCCAGAUUCUGCAUCUCCUGCUGAUGAUAGCUUUGUUGACCCAGGGGAACGUCUGUAUGACCUCAACAUGCCUGCUUAUGUAAAAUUUAACUACAUGGCAGAGAGAGAGGAUGAAUUGUCAUUGAUAAAAGGGACAAAGGUGAUCGUCAUGGAGAAAUGCAGUGAUGGGUGGUGGCGGGGUAGCUACAAUGGACAUGUUGGAUGGUUCCCUUCAAACUAUGUGACUGAGGAAGGCGACAGUCCUUUGGGUGACCAUGUGGGUUCUUUGUCAGAGAAAUUAGCAGCAGUCGUCAGUAACCUAAAUACUGGGCAAGUGUUACAUGUGGUACAGGCUCUUUACCCAUUCAGCUCGUCCAAUGAUGAAGAACUUAAUUUUGAGAAAGGCGAUGUAAUGGAUGUUAUUGAAAAACCUGAAAAUGACCCUGAGUGGUGGAAAUGCAGGAAGAUCAAUGGAAUGGUUGGUCUGGUGCCAAAAAACUAUGUUACCAUUAUGCAGAAUAAUCCAUUAACCUCAGGUUUGGAACCAUCGCCUCCACAGUGUGAUUACAUUAGGCCUUCACUCACUGGAAAGUUUGCUGGCAAUCCAUGGUAUUAUGGGAAAGUCACCAGGCACCAAGCAGAAAUGGCAUUAAAUGAAAGAGGGCAUGAAGGUGAUUUCCUCAUUCGUGAUAGUGAAUCUUCGCCAAAUGAUUUUUCAGUAUCACUAAAAGCACAAGGGAAAAACAAGCAUUUUAAAGUCCAACUAAAAGAGACUGUCUACUGCAUUGGGCAGCGUAAAUUCAGCACCAUGGAAGAACUUGUAGAACAUUACAAAAAGGCACCAAUUUUUACAAGUGAACAAGGAGAAAAAUUGUAUCUUAUCAAGCAUUUAUCAUGAUACUGCUGACCAGAAGUGACUGCUAUACAGUUGUAAUUCGUCAUGUGAAGACUGAGAAAAUAUCAUUCCAGUCAUGCUUGAUUGGAAAUUGCUGUUUCUAACUCUAUAUGAAAAUUGACUAUAAUACAUAAGUAUUUUUAUUAUAACUCAGUUCAUACAUAUAUACUACAUAUGCCAGACAUCUGCAUAGAGCAAUUCCUUAUCCUUGGUCUUCUGUUUCAUUGGUUUUUUUGCUCUUUUUCUCUUCGCUUCUAAUAUUAAGGUUUUAUAUUUUGAAAAAAUGAUGCAAAUCGAAAGUCUUUAUAUGGAAGAAUUUCUUUACUGCCUUUCCUUUAUUUCCUUGUAAGGGCACCACCUUAGUUACUUCUGCAAUGGUUCUCUUCAUAUAAAAUUAUUAUAUCAAUUAUAUCAAUAUAUGGCAUAUGCUAAAAUAAAUUUCUUGGAGAGUUGUUAAUCUUUUCUGUGACUAAAUAGCAAUAAUAAAUGGAAAAUUAGAAAUUAUUUUCAGGUAUUAUAUUUGUCACAAGCCAUUGUAAAUAUCAAGUAUGUUGUGUCUGUCAUUAUUUUUCAAAAUUCGUUUGUUUUUAGUGUAAAGCAAAACAUACGGGACAUAGGUUAGAAAACAUAUCUUGUACAAUUUAAAUUUACAACUGUUGGAAACAAAAAUCUGUAAAUUCCUAAGUUUUUUUUUCUUUUUUUUUGGUGCUUCUCUCUCAUCUGGUUAUUCAAGAGAACAAAACAGUCUCUGAGAUAUUUAGCUUUUCAAACUGUAAA